Messenger RNA from Triticum turgidum subsp. durum (durum wheat), 648 nucleotides. Lineage: Eukaryota; Viridiplantae; Streptophyta; Magnoliopsida; Poales; Poaceae. The record is from the annotation of a GenBank genome assembly.
AUGGCUCCAGCUUCCGCCUCCCUCCUCCCCGCCGCCAGCUCCAACGCCGGCACCAAGCGCCCCUUCGCCCCGGAAGAUUCCGACGCUACUGAACUUCCACGGGCACUCCCGCAGGUCCAGGAGAGCGCGCCGGGCAAGAAGAACGGCAACGGCCAGAGCCAGCAGCAGCAGCCGAAGCUGGAGUGCCCGCGGUGCAGCUCCACCGACACCAAGUUCUGCUACUACAACAACUACAGCACCACGCAGCCGCGCCACUACUGCCGCACCUGCCGCCGCUACUGGACGCAAGGCGGCACGCUGCGCAACGUCCCCGUCGGCGGGGCAUGCCGCCGCCGCGGCAGCAGCAAGCGCUCCGCCGAGCCCCAGACGACCUCCUCUGACUCGCCGCAGCCGGAACUGCACGAGACGCGCCCUCUCUCCAACCACCCGCUCCCAGUCUUCCCGUUCCUCACCGAAGGCGGCCCUGUCUUCCUGCCGCAGUUCGAUCUCGGGCUCGGCGGGUUCCCCUGGACACCGGCGACCACGGACCACCUCUACAACGGGCUCGCGGCCCCGUGGGGUGGCUGCGACCAGGCGCUCGCCCCCACCGGCGCGUGCGACGACUUCGGCGGCCUCGAGCUCACCUGGCCUCUGGCGGCCGGAAACUGA